CGCGGGUGUGUGUGCGCGUGUGCGCGUGUGCGCGUGUGUCCCCGACCUCCCUCUUCCCGGGCCGUGUGAUGUGUGUCUCCGGCGAUCGCGGCCGCUGGGCGGGCUGGAGGCGCGGCGGCGUUCGGGGACCAGGCGCAGCUUCCCCGUCGGCGCGCUGCCAAGUGCCCCCUUGUGUAUAUAUACCACAGCCUCUUGGCACACUCCUCUGCCAUCGGACAUUUGGGUUGUCGCUGCAUCCUCAGUGUUGUGCUCAGUGCCACAAUGAACACAGGAGCUAUGCCCGUUCCAGACCAGCCUUCCUCCGCUUCCGAGAAGACCAGCUCCUUGAGCCCUGGCUUAAAUACUUCCAAUGGUGAUGGCUCAGAAACAGAAACCACCUCUGCCAUCCUCGCCUCAGUCAAAGAACAGGAAUUACAGUUUGAAAGGCUGACUCGAGAGCUGGAGGCAGAACGCCAGAUCGUUGCCAGCCAGCUGGAGCGAUGCAAGCUGGGGUCCGAGACGGGCAGCAUGAGCAGCAUCAGUUCGGCAGAGGAACAAUUUCACUGGCAAUCACAAGAUGGUCAAAAAGAUAUCGAGGAUGAACUGACCACGGGGCUGGAGCUGGUGGACUCCUGUAUUCGAUCACUCCAGGAGUCAGGAAUACUGGACCCGCAGGACUAUUCAACAAGCGAAAGGCCCAGCCUCCUCUCCCAGAGUGCACUUCAGCUCAAUUCCAAACCUGAAGGGUCCUUCCAGUAUCCAGCCAGCUACCAUAGCAACCAGACCCUGGCCCUGGGGGAAACGGCCCCUACGCAGCUGCCCACCCGCGCCACGCAAGCUCGAGGAGCCGGGCAGAGCUUUAGCCAGGCCAGCAGCAGCCGCGCUGGGCACCUGGGGGGCGCCGAGCCUCCGCCGCCGCCGCCGCGGGAGCCGUUCGCGCCCAGCCUGGGCAGCGCCUUCCACCUGCCCGACGCGCCGCCCGCCGCCGCCGCGCUCUACUACGCCAGCUCCACGCUGCCCGCGCCCGCCCGCGGGGGGUCCCCGCUCAGCGCGCCCUCGGGGGGCUCGCCCACCAAGCUGCCGCGCGGGGCGCCCGCCCCCGACGGCGCCGCCUACCCCGCGCGCGGCUCCUCGCCCAAGCAGUCGCCCAGCCGCCUGGCCAAGUCCUACAGCACCAGCUCGCCCAUCAACAUCGUCGUGUCGUCGGCCGGCCUGUCCCCGAUCCGCGUGACCUCGCCCCCCACCGUGCAGUCCACCAUCUCCUCCUCGCCCAUCCACCAGCUGAGCUCCACCAUCGGCACCUACGCCACCCUGUCGCCCACCAAGCGCCUGGUGCACGCGUCCGAGCAGUACAAGCACUCGCAGGAGCUCUACGCCACCGCCACCCUGCAGAGGCCGGGCAGCCUGGCAGCUGGGUCCCGGGCGUCCUACAGCAGCCAGCACGGGCACCUGGGCCCCGAGCUGCGAGCUCUGCAGUCCCCGGAGCACCACAUAGACCCCAUCUAUGAAGACCGCAUCUACCAGAAGCCCCCUAUGAGGAGUCUGAGCCAGAGCCAGGGGGACCCUCUGCCGCCAGCUCACACCGGCACCUACCGCACGAGCACAGCCCCAUCUUCCCCUGGUGUCGACUCCGUCCCCUUGCAGCGCACCGGCAGCCAGCAUGGCCCACAGAACGCCCCCACGGCCACCUUCCAGAGAGCCAGCUACGCCGCCGGCCCGGCCUCCAACUACGCCGACCCCUACCGACAGCUGCAGUAUUGUCCUUCUGUUGAGUCUCCCUAUAGCAAAUCCGGCCCGGCCCUGCCCCCCGAAGGCACGCUGGCCAGAUCCCCGUCCAUCGACAGCAUCCAGAAAGAUCCCAGGGUUCCAAAGAGCAAGUCUAGAGAGGAACUCUGGCAGCAAUUUCAAAAAGAGGCACCUUUUUUGGAGUUUGGAUGGAGAGACCCCGAGCUGCCUGAGGUGAUUCAGAUGUUGCAACACCAGUUCCCUUCCGUCCAGUCGAACGCAGCCGCCUAUUUACAGCACCUCUGCUUCGGAGACAACAAAAUUAAAGCCGAGAUACGGAGACAAGGAGGCAUCCAGCUCCUGGUGGACCUGCUGGACCACCGGAUGACGGAAGUCCACCGUAGUGCCUGCGGCGCCCUGAGGAACCUGGUGUACGGGAAAGCCAACGACGAUAACAAGAUCGCCCUGAAGAACUGCGGCGGGAUCCCCGCGCUGGUGCGGCUCCUCCGCAAAACGACUGACCUGGAGAUCCGGGAGCUGGUCACAGGAGUCCUUUGGAACCUCUCUUCUUGCGAUGCCCUCAAAAUGCCGAUCAUCCAGGAUACCCUGGCUGUCUUGACCAACGCCGUGAUCAUCCCCCACUCGGGCUGGGAGGAUCCGCCUCUUCAGGACGAUAGGAAAAUCCAGCUACAUUCCUCCCAGGUGCUGCGGAAUGCCACUGGGUGCCUCAGGAAUGUCAGCUCAGCAGGAGAGGAGGCCCGCAGGAGGAUGCGGGAGUGCGAAGGACUUACGGACGCGCUGCUGUACGUGAUCCAGUCGGCGCUGGGGAGCAGCGAGAUCGAUAGCAAGACCGUUGAAAACUGUGUGUGCAUUUUAAGGAACCUCUCGUACCGGCUGGCAGCAGAAACGCCUCAGGGACAGCACACGGGCACGGAUGAGCUGGACGGGCUGCUGUGCGGGGAAGCCAACGGCAAGGACGCCGAGAGCUCCGGCUGCUGGGGCAAGAAGAAGAAGAAGAAGAAAUCGCAGGAUCAGUGGGAUGGAGUAGGACCACUUCCUGACUGUGCAGAACCACCAAAAGGGAUCCAGAUGCUGUGGCACCCAUCAAUAGUCAAACCCUACCUCACACUGCUCUCUGAGUGCUCAAAUGCAGACACGCUGGAAGGGGCGGCGGGCGCCCUGCAGAACUUGGCUGCAGGGAGCUGGAAGGGCUGGGCUGAGGAUGUGGCAGGCAUGGCGGAUGCCCUACGUUCCCUGCCAGACGGGGCUCCCUGCCUGCCGCAGUGGUCAGUCUAUAUCCGAGCGGCCGUCCGGAAAGAGAAAGGCCUGCCCAUCCUCGUGGAGCUGCUGCGAAUAGACAACGACCGUGUGGUGUGUGCGGUGGCCACAGCCCUCCGGAACAUGGCCCUGGACGUGAGGAAUAAGGAACUCAUCGGCAAAUACGCCAUGAGAGACCUCGUGCACCGGCUCCCGGGCGGCAACAACAGCAACAACGCGGGGAGCAAGGCCAUGUCGGAUGACACGGUGACGGCCGUGUGCUGCACCCUGCACGAAGUCAUCACCAAGAACAUGGAGAACGCCAAGGCCUUACGGGAUGCGGGCGGCAUCGAGAAGCUGGUUGGCAUCUCCAAGAGCAAAGGAGACAAACACUCUCCCAAAGUGGUCAAGGCUGCAUCUCAGGUCCUCAACAGCAUGUGGCAGUACCGAGAUCUGAGGAGUCUCUACAAAAAGGAUGGAUGGUCCCAAUACCACUUCGUAGCCUCAUCGUCCACCAUCGAGAGGGACCGGCAAAGACCCUACUCGUCCUCUCGCACACCGUCCAUCUCCCCCGUGCGCGUCUCUCCCAACAACCGCUCAGCAAGUGCCCCAGCCUCACCUCGGGAAAUGAUCAGCCUCAAAGAGAGGAAGACAGACUACGAGUCCACCGGCAACAACGCCGCCUACCACACAGCCAAGGGGGAGCACACGUCCAGGAAGGACGCGGCGACAGCUCAAAACACUGGAAUUUCCACCUUGUAUAGGAAUUCAUAUGGUGCACCCGCAGAGGACAUCAAACACAACCAGGUGUCUGCGCAGCCCGCCCCGCAGGAGCCCGGCAGGAAAGACUACGAGACCUACCAGCCUUUUCAGAACUCCACGAGAAACUACGACGAGUCCUUCUUCGAGGACCAGGUCCACCACCGUCCUCCGGCCAGCGAGUACACCAUGCACCUGGGGCUCAAGUCCACGGGCAACUACGUGGACUUCUACUCUGCCGCCCGUCCCUACAGCGAACUGAACUAUGAGACCAGCCACUACCCCGCCUCCCCCGACUCCUGGGUGUGAGGGCGCCCGGCCCGAGCAUGUGCAUGCAUCUCCCACGAGACAUGGCGUUUCUUUGUUUUCUUCUCAUUUUACUUUUCUUCCCCCCACCCCCAACCCCCUGCAAAUUUAGUUUGUUGAAAGCCUGUUUCCGUAGGAAGGCCGUGGUCAGCAGGGAGGACCUCUCCGGAGCUCUCUUAGAAAGCUAAAUGACCCGAACCUGGAAGGCCGGACACCCAAGGCGGCCCGAACCAGGACCCGGCGCCCCUGUCCUGCGUCCGAGCAGACGUGCCCGCGUGGACCGUGGCCCAGGGCAGCAGAGACAAGACGGCAACAAGGGGGGGGGGCGUGUGGGGAGCCCCGCGGUGGGGCAGCUUCUCGCACACACUCUCGGGAACGGCUUCUCACGCUUUGUUUACUCUCUCCAUCUGUCGUGAUUCUAGGGUUCCAGUGCAUCGGGGUUCCUCUGUACAGCGAGGUGUUUCUUGCCUUUUGUUAAUGCAUUGUUGUAAAGUAUUUGAUGUACAUUACAGAUUAAAGAAGAAAAGUGCAUUGUGUAUAUUACACAAAUGCCCAAGUGUUCCUCAUCUAUGGUUCUGAAUAUUGCUUCAAUUUCAAACUUUUGAAAGAUGUAUGGAUUUCCAGUUUUUUCCUUUUUUCUUUCCUUUCCUCCUGGUAUGUUUUAACAAAAAAAAAUGGGGAAAAAAAGGAAUAUUUAGCAGUAUUGUUCGUUCUGAUAUGUGAAUUUGUUUGUGGCAACUAAGCAAGGCAUUCAGCAGUUUCUGACAAUUAACAUCCAUCAUUCCACACUCCGUGUCAACAAAGUGCUUUUUCACUGCCUAAAAUUUUAGAUGUAGAUAUUUGAAAUAGAUUUUUUCAUUUAUACCAGUUUUCUUUAUGAUGAUACAGUGUUAAAAGAAAAUAAAUUACAAUUGAUCUGUCA
Sorex araneus (European shrew) is the source of this 4948-nucleotide messenger RNA. It is a transcript of the gene CTNND2, whose product is annotated as catenin delta 2. Gene Ontology annotation, cellular component: adherens junction; postsynaptic density; nucleus. NCBI's taxonomy places the organism in Eukaryota, Metazoa, Chordata, Mammalia, Eulipotyphla, Soricidae. The coding region runs from base 262 to 4029 and encodes 1255 amino acids. Gene Ontology annotation, biological process: cell-cell junction assembly; dendritic spine morphogenesis; cell-cell adhesion. The record is from RefSeq and is a predicted model, not a curated record. Gene Ontology annotation, molecular function: cadherin binding. The transcript has 25 exons.